Cicer arietinum (chickpea) is the source of this 3063-nucleotide messenger RNA. The record is from RefSeq and is a predicted model, not a curated record. NCBI's taxonomy places the organism in Eukaryota, Viridiplantae, Streptophyta, Magnoliopsida, Fabales, Fabaceae.
ACAGUUAAACUGCAGUGAAAGGAAUAGAGAAGUCGCACACGUUGUAUAGUCGCAACUCGCAACACGCAAUACGCAACGCAAGCAAUACGACUGGUAGGUAGUUCCACUCUGCAGUAUCUAUACAAAAGAUUGAAGAAUAAGCAAACUCGUUUCGUGAUCUGCGAUUGAUUGAUUCUAUUGCACAAUGAAUAUAUCCGAUUAUUCUUAAUGUUUUGUGAACAUGAAGGAAAGAAAUACUAGCUCUGUUCUCAAGCGUAUUUUAGUGAAUUGUACAUCUCAGGCAAAAGUAUACGGGAGCUGUGUUGCAGCUAAGGUUCCAGACAUUGAACAUGAUGUGUGUGUUAAGGAGUUUCUGGCAUUAAAAAGUUGUAUGCAAAAUACGCUCAAAAAGAAGGUUUAAGUGAAUGUCCACUUGCUUCCUCGUUUCUGGCCAUUGAGCAAACACGUGAAAAAGCUUGAUGGUUGUACAAAUUUCUAAUCAUCCGUAUAAAGAGGAAGGUCCUGUAACUUUUUGUGCGCAAAGUUUGUUUCAUACCUCCGCCACUUAUUGUGUAAACAAGAAUCAGCAAUAUGUCUGGAAAAGCAACAACCUCGAAGUCUAAUAUAGGUCUGAGCGGAUCUGGCGGUCUUUCACAUGCUUACAUUCAGUAUCCACCACUUCGGUGUAAUGUUCCUGGUUCAAGGGGACUAUUUUAUGACGAUGGAAAUAAGUUGGUACUCUCCCCAACAGCUGACCAGGUCUUUUCAUGGAAAGUCGGUCUCUUUGAUCCUCUCAUUGGUCCCACCACUGACUCAAUAAGCGAAGGCCCUAUUAUAGCUAUUCGAUAUUCAUUAGACACAAAGGUUAUAGCAAUACAGCGAUCGGGCCAUGAGAUACAGUUUUGGGAUAGAGAAACUGCGGAAACUUUCAGCCAUAAGUGCAGGCCAGAAUCAGAAAGUAUACUUGGAUUUUUUUGGACAGACAGUCAACAGUGUGAUAUUGUUGUUGUUAAGACUACUGGUCUAGACUUGUGUGCAUAUAAAUCAGAGUCGAAAUCACUCCAAUUGGUGGAAACAAAGAAACUGAAUGUUAGUUGGUAUGUUUACACACAUGAAAGCCGUUUGGUGCUUCUUGCUUCUGGAAUGCAGUGCAAGACAUUCCAUGGAUUUCAGAUUUCAUCUGCAGAUAUUGUUCGCUUACCAAGGUUUGAGAUGGUUAUGGCCAAAUCCGAGGCAAAUAGUAAGCCUGUUUUAGCAGCUGAAGACAUCUUUAUUGUCACUGUUUAUGGUAGGAUAUACUGCUUGCAAGUUGAUAGAGUUGCAAUGUUACUCCAUUCCUAUAGGCUAUAUCGUGAUGCAGUGAUUCAGCAGGGUUCUUUACCAAUUUAUUCCAGCAGGAUUGCUGUGAGUGUGGUCGACAAUGUACUUCUUAUUCAUCAAGUUGAUGCAAAGGUUGUUAUACUUUAUGAUCUCUUUGCAGAUUCUCGGGCACCAAUAUCUGCACCACUUCCUUUAUUGUUAAGGGGUUUCCCUAGGUCCAGUACCUCAUCUCAAUCUAGUGGCAGAGAAAGGGAAAAUUCAGAUGGUAAUGUUGCGAGUAACCAUGAAGCCGUUACCUAUGCUGAUACAUGGAUUCUCCUGGUGCCUGACCUUGUAUGCGAUGUGGCCAAUAAGUUAUUGUGGAAAUUCAAUUUAGACUUAGAAGCAAUUUCUGCCAGUAACUCCGAUGUCCCAUCAGUAUUAGACUUCCUGCAGCGACGAAAGUUGGAAGCUAACAAGGCUAAACAAUUAUGCUUGGGUAUAACACAGACACUUAUUCUAGAGCACAGACCUGUGCCUGUGGUUGCCAAGGCUAUAAAUGUACUAGUCACCUCGUACUCCCAUUCAAUUAAAACUUGUAGCUAUCUGAAGGGGAUGAAACCAGAGAAGACAUUAGAUUCUGGUGCACAAAAUGCAGAUGCUGAUGUAUCUUCUAUAGAAAGGGAUGCAGUUGGAAAAUCGAUCAUACACGAAUCUACCACUAGGGUAGACAGAGGAAAUUUUAACAAAGCUUCAACUGUUUCAUGUUCGGAUUCUGAGGAUGAGUCACUGUUUGCAAAUCUUCAACGCAUUUCAAAGGAGGCCCAAGUUGGGGGUAGUGUAAACAAUGUGAACUCUCCAAGUACUGAAGCUCAUAGUUCUUAUGUUAUGCAAUCAUCUUCACUGUCUGUACAGGAGGAAUCCCAACUUACUUCAGCAGCAAUUUCACCAGAUGAGAUGUACAACUCUGUCUUUUCUCCUGUUGAUGAAGAGAUGGUAGGAGAUCCUUCUUACUUGGUUUCUAUAGUUAUUGAGUUUCUUCACAGUGCAAAUUUGGAAAAGAUUCGUGUGCUCCCAAAUCUAUAUGUAUUGAUAAUACAACUUCUGGUGCGGAAUGAACGUUAUGCAGAACUGGGGUUGUUUGUCAUUAAUAAGAUUCUGGAGCCUUCUAAGGAAGUUGCUCUACAACUCCUAGAGUCUGGUCGUCAAAAUACCCAAACUAGGAAGCUUGGUCUGGAUAUGCUGAGACAGCUUGGUUUACAUAAUGAUUAUGUAUUGCUGCUAGUGCAAGAUGGAUACUACCUUGAAGCCUUGCGAUAUGCACGGAAGUACAAGGUGGAUACCAUUCGACCGUCGUUGUUCUUAGAAGCAGCUUUUGUAACCAAUGACUCCCAACAUCUUGCUGCAGUUCUAAGAUUCUUUACAGAUUUCCUUCCUGGCUUCAAAAACACCUCUGAGCAUAAUAGAUACUAUCGCAUACUGAAUGAGAUGAACUCUUCCAUGACUGUUUGAGAGGUCUUGCGAGAAAAAAUUCAGAGAGAAAUUGAGUCAUUGUUAUGGAUAAACCCUUGUUCAAGACUUCAAGUGGGGUUUAUCUCGUGAAGGAUAUAUAUUGGUAAUAGUUGCAUGUUGUAUGUUAAAUAAAUGUUCUUCCUAGCAAGUUUAGUUUUAGUAAAUACUUUGAUCUAAAUGAAAUUUUCCGGCAAUGAAAAUAAGCUUCGCUUGACCUUGUGGAUGAAUAGCUAAAUGUUGAAUCUUUAAAGCAUUGAUUUUUUUUGGGGAGUA